Molecule: messenger RNA, 5283 nt
Organism: Purpureocillium lilacinum
Lineage: Eukaryota; Fungi; Ascomycota; Sordariomycetes; Hypocreales; Ophiocordycipitaceae
Molecular function (GO): guanyl-nucleotide exchange factor activity
Source: RefSeq, a predicted model, not a curated record
AUGUCCUUUCGCGGCGACGACCAGCGCCGCUACGGCAGCGUGCCGCCCGUCCAGUAUCCCGUCGCCGGGGACCAGCAAGGCGUGGGGAGGCGCCCCAGCUUCAACACGGGCGACGACUCGGCCUACUACGCCAGACAGCCCGCCCACGAGCCUCCUGCCGCCUCUGUUGCUGCCUCGGCCGCUGCUCAUGGCGCCCAGCCUGCCACCGAGGACGAACUCUUCCUGACCAGCCCUGCCUCAAACUCCGGCUCCUCCUUCGCCCGCUCACAGUUUGGUUCCACCAGCAGCGCCCUGUCCGGCUUCCAGCAUCACUACCAGCAAGACACGACGCCCUCGACCCCGGGCUCGCAGACCACGAGCUACAACCCCCAGACCUUUGCCCAUCAAUCCGCCGCCGGCUUCCAGCGCUCCCAGUCCACCACCCUCCCCUACCAUACCGCCACCAGCCCGCGAUACUCCAACACCACCAACGCCGCCGCCUCCUCCUACAACACGUCGCCCGUCGCCAACUUCACCCCGCAGGCGUACAACCCCGCCGCCUACGCCAGCGCGCAUGCGCCCCAACGGCACCCUACAUAUCACGGGUACGGGCAGGAGCAGGGAUACGGCGCCUCGGUCGGAUCUGGCGCUGCGCCAGCCUACGGCCAGUCCCCAGCUGCGACGUACGCAGCGUCCUUCCAGCAGCCCGUGCGCGCUCCCGCCGUCCAGCAGCAGCCCAUGCCCACCAGUCCUUCGUCCUACGCUGCGCCCGGCUCCCAGGCUCAGACCCCAACUUACGACCCUUCACAAUACGCCGCCGCCCACCGCUCGAGCUACGACGGCCACGUCGACGGCCAAGCCGCCGCUCCGUACCCGUCUGGAUCAUCACCGGUCCCGUAUCCUACCACCACCUCGCAUAUACCUGUCGGACCCAACUAUCAGGCCAGCGACCACCCUUCUUACUACACUCGCCAGUCUAGGUCGGACUCGCAAACGUCUCCCCGGACCUCGCCUCGGGUCCAGCCUCAAUCGCCCUCCGGGCUGCAAAGGCACCCCACGAAUGCGCCGCUCCCGCGACGGCCGUUGGAUCCCCCGCUGCCACCUAGCAGGUCGAUGGAGGACGUGCCCGAGGAGCCCUAUUGGGACGAGGCCGGACGUCCGUUCCGCGCAGAGUACGGCAACGAACACCUGUCCUCGGACAGUAUCAUGCAGGAAAUCGAGGAUGAACUGCGUCGCAGCAGCGGCACCAAUCAGCUCCAGUCGGCGCCAUCGCCGCAUAACUCGCAGGUUGCAGACGAAAUCGUGGAUCAGCUCCGCCGACACAGCUCGGGGGCGCAGUCCCACUCCCCGUCAGGUACCCGCGCGUCUCCUGGCGGCCACCGCCGUGCCUUCUACGAAGACUACGAUGACGAUCCGGAGGGGACUGCUGGCGUGCUGGCCAUGCAGCAGGCUGAGCUCGACGACCGGCGCUUUAGCGGCAACACUCUUACAUACGGCAGUGACGCGCCCCCAGCUCUCUCGCAGCCUCAGCUGCAGUCGCACUCGGAAGAGCAGGCGUAUAGCUCUGGCUCCAGCGACUUUGGCGGUGCAGUGGACCUGGGCAUGCUGAGCGGAGGAUACGCUGGUAGCCUGACGUACGGCGUCGACAUCGGAUCGCCGCCGGGGCAGACGUCGCUCUCCGAGGCGGGCCGGCCACUACCUACCCCAGGCUACUAUGCUUCACUGGGCGACAAGUACGACAACGCGCAGGCCUACAAGGAUGCCGAGGUGGACUACGGAGAUACUGGCGGACUGCAGGCUCCCAAAGAGCAUCGCCUCAGCUUCGACGAGGGCAGGGAGGAGCGUGUGUCGGUCCACUCGCGCCAGAGCGGAACCGAGUCUCCGACAAAGGACGACUACCAAGAUCUCUUCUACCACCCAGGCCUCACCAACAGGCCGCUGCCGCCGCUGCCACCCCAGGGGGCAGCCUCGGACAGCAGCUCGAUGCUUUCGACUCACACCAGUAUGCGAUCCCAGCAUCAACAGCAGCAUCAGCAUACGCUCAGCGCCGAGCUUCGCUACUACCAGGCCGAGAACCCAGAGGCGUACUACCAGGCCGGGCAGCAGACGCUACAGCCGGAGAGGUCAAUAUCGCUAUCUGGUCACAGCAACACGCCUCAAGUUCAGGCCCCCGCUAGGUCGAGAACCGAUGCAGCCGAAGAGCGCAAAAAGGCCAGGGGUCAGGUCCCCCCACAGCCAGGCGCGCCGCCAUUCAGCGACUACGAUUCCAACGCACCCACCGUCGGGGGCGCAUUCGAUGGCAUCACUCUACCGAGCGGCGGUCGUAGGAAGAAGUUUGUGCCGUCCAAGCUGACCGCUUCCGACUUUCGCAGGUGCGCAGAGCCUUGGGCGCUCAGCAGCAUCGAAAACUGGAUCCGUUUCAUGGGUGAGGGUGAGCUCGAUCUGAGGGAGAAGACCAUCGAGGAGGCCAUCACCAACCUCUUCACGCACAAGGUCCCCACCAUGAACGUGGCCGACGCCGAGGUCCUCAGCACUCAGAUCACCCAGCUCAUGCUCGAGUCCAAGACGCUGCUCCCGGACGAGGAAUGGGUCAAGUUUGGAGAGGGCCACAUCUCGGGGGUUCUGUGGCAGCUAACGGGCGCAGGCUGCUACGCCCCCAAGCUGCACGAGGUAGAGAUCAGCGGCCGCUGCUACUCGCACCACUGCACGCGCACGCUCAAGAAGGUCGACCUGGACGACCUCUUGCCAGACGACCCCAAGGGCGAGGCGUGGAACGUGUUCUACAACCUCAAGAAGGAAGACUGGGAGUCGAAGCCCAAGAAGGAGGUUGACCGCCAGAACAUCCUGCACGAGAUUGUCACCGGAGAGGACAACUAUAUCAAGCAGCUGGACGUUUUCCGGACUUUAUACCGCGACGACCUGCGAGCCCCGCGCAACCCGCCCAUCCUUAAGCCUGAGAAGCGGGAGAGGUUCCUGGCCGCCGUCUUCGGCAAACUCGACACCGUGCUGCGUAUCAAUCGCGAGUUUCUCUUUGCCCAGCUCAAGUACCGCCAGAACGAGCAGGGCCCGUGGAUCGUCGGCUUCAGUGACAUCUUCCGAGAAUGGAUCAGGAAGGCAAAGUCCGACUACAUCGAGUACGCUACGGGCUAUCCGCGAGCCACGUACAUGGUGCGAAAGGAGGCGGAGAAGAACCUGCUGUUCAAGAAGUUCCUCGAGGAUAAGCAGAAGCACAAGUCGUCCCUGAAGCAGGACUGGACGCACUUCCUGAUCACCCCGCUGCAGCGUCUGCAACGCUACAUCCUCCUUCUGCAGAGCGUCGAGCACAAGAUGAUUGGUGACAGCGAGGAAAAGGCCAACCUGCAAAAGGCCAUCCAGGAGAUCCAGACGGUCACGCACGAGUGCGACGCCAAGGUUGCCGAGACGAACAAGAGAGUCCAGAUGCUGGAGCUGGAUAGGAUGCUCGUCCUCCGACCAGGCUUCCAGUCCGCCUUGAACCUGGACCACCUGGGGCGCGUCUUGAUUAUGGAGGGAGAGUUGCAGAGAAUGGGCUCCAAGGGCAUGCGCUGGGUUGACAGCCACGCACUGCUAUUCGACCACUACCUUAUCUUGGCCAAGGUUGUUGUGUCCAAGGACGGCAAGGCAGAGAAGAAAUACGACGUCUCCAGAGAGCCCAUUCCCAUGCCGCUACUCUUCCUGGAAAGCAUGAACGAUGAGCCUGUCACCAAGCAAAAGGGCAUCACCGCUCCCCUUGGCCGCGCAACGACCGCCUCGGCUUCGGGCACGGGACUUAGCAAAGUGGCGACCAACGGCAGUGGACGACCCGGGCUGGAGCAUACGGGCACGAGCUCGUCCAUGAACUCCCUUGCGCAGACGACAUCCAACAACGACGCCGAGGGCAAGAUCUUGUACCCGUUCAAGAUCAAGCAUCUCGGCCACGAGGUGUACACGCUGUAUGCGUCGUCUGCUCGCGACCGGCUGGACUGGUGCACGAGCAUCAUCGAGGCCAAGACGAGGCACGCCAAGGCGCUCUUUUCCCAGAAUGCAGAGCCCUUCCGUCUGCGAGUCCUUGCCGACGCGUCUUUCCACUACGACGUCACGUCCAUGUACGCCAGGGCCUCUGGUGUCCCAGUCAAAGGAACGCCUCUCGACCGGGCCAUUCAGGACAUCGAAAAGGUAAUGGGGCCUGCGCACGGCACCCCUCCGGUGUGUCGAGCCCAGGUCAACUGCGCGACCGGGUUCUCUGCGUUUGGCAGAUCCGCGAUUGCCAUUGGCACGGACUAUGGCGUCUUCGUCUCUGACCCGUCGGAGCCUCGAGGCUGGCGUCGUACUGUUCCCAUCACGCGAGUCACGCAGAUUGCCGUCCUCGAGGAGUUUUCCGUGUGUCUGAUUGUGGCAGACAAGUCGCUCAUCUCGUACCCGCUGGAGACCAUCGCUCCCUUCUCGGAGUUUGCGCCGCCAGUCAAUGACAACCCGCGCCGGGCACCUCAGAGGCUGGCCAAGGACGUGACUUACUUCGCGACAGCCCGGAUGAAGGACAGGAUGCUGGUGUUUUACAAGCGCAAGGAAGGUCUCCACACCUCUUUCAAGGUCUUGGAACCGAUCCUGCAUAAGGGCGGGGAGAAGAAGUCCCGACUUUUUGGUGGCCGCAAGACGGCCGCCGGAAGCACCGACACGUUCCGCGACUUUGACGAGUUUUACCUGCCGACCGAGUGCUACUCGCUGAGCCUGUUCCAGACGUACAUUGCCGUGUCGACGGCCAAGGGCAUCGAGAUGCUCACGCUGGACAAGAAGCAGCCCAUGUCGAUUCCGGACCUCAAGGCGCCGUCCAUCGCCAACAUUGCGGGCCGGAUCCGCGACCAGCACCCGCUGGGCAUGUUCAGGCUCAACGAGAACGAGUUCAUCCUCACCUACGAGGACUGCGCCGUGUACGUGGACAAGCACGGCGACGUCAGCCGCGCGCUCAUCAUGGAGUACACGGGCAAGCAGAAGAAAGCGCGCGGCGCCACCAUGUACGGGCAGUACCUGAUUCUCUUCAACGACGACUACGUCGAGGUGCGCAACGCCGAGAACGGCCGCCUGCGGCAGAUCAUCGCGGGCCGCGACGUGCGCGUCAUCGACUUUGGCAUCCGCGGGCCGACGGGCGGCAACGCGGUGCAGUCGCAGCAGCAGUACGGGCAGAACGGGCAGCUCCAGACGGCGGGCGAGACGUCCAAGGGCACGGUCAAGGUCGCCAUGUGCCACCCUGAGCUGCCUGGCCGGCAGAUUGUGCUGGAGAUGCUCCUCAACGACGGGCACGCCGAGUAA